CCCUUUGCUUUCCUUUCAACCCACCAAUCAGAGCUUCUUUUCCUUUCUAGAGAUACAAAUAAUUGGCCAUUUGAUUCCAAUAUUUUAUUCAAGCAUUCAGACUUAGUUUAUGUUAUAGACCAUCUUUGUAUUUAUACUCAGUAAACACCAACUCUCUUCUCCCAUCAACUCUUUUCCACCCAUUUUGAGAUUGUUGGUUAAAAUAUGGCGUCGAUGUUGAGCUCACAAGGAAUGGUAUUAGCAACAGCUAUGGCAGUCUCCGGCACUGUAAUUCUCCUUGCUUUUCGCCUACAGAAAUCUUUAGAUCAAAUCUCACACCCUUCUCAACAAGUCCUCCGUUCCUGCAUAUCUUCUGAAGGGAAGAAGAAGAAUAAGAAGAAAGUGCGGUUUGCAGAGGAUGUGAUGGAUCCAAGGAGUGAUGGAGCGGAGUUCAGGAAGCAGCUGAAGAAUCGUGUCGGGACCAACAAUUCAGCAACGACGGCUUUGAAUUCAACGCCAAAGCUCAAGAAAUUUGGUGGAGGUAGAGAUUUAGGAAUCCCUGCUAACAGACUUGCUCUGUACAAUGGAAUUCUCAGGGAUCGUGUUGUUCAACGAUUAGCUUACUCCUACUGAAAAAUAUUAGGGCAGGAGAACAAGGAAAAGUAAAA
This is a messenger RNA of Hibiscus syriacus, 647 nucleotides long. RefSeq lists its product as uncharacterized. NCBI's taxonomy places the organism in Eukaryota, Viridiplantae, Streptophyta, Magnoliopsida, Malvales, Malvaceae. The coding region runs from base 205 to 612 and encodes 135 amino acids. The transcript has 2 exons. The record is from RefSeq and is a predicted model, not a curated record.